AACAACGCUUUUGACACAACAACAACAGAAAUAAACAAUACAAGGUUAUUCAUGAGUUUCGAUUUUUAUAGCUUUUGCUUAAUUUCAACAAUACAGUAGGAUAAUAUUGUAUCCUGAUAUUAUGUAUCAAAAAUCUGAAAGUAAAACCAGAUCGUCAUGGAGUAAAUGCGGAGAUGGGAAAUGUCGAUACUCACAUAUCUACGAAAAUCAUCGGUUAUCUAUAUCAAAACAGGACAAUGAUUCAAGAGGCAUCUCCUUCCUCGACCGUGACGAUGCUCCUUACAAGUCAUUCUCAAUACCCCGAGGUGACUCAUCAUCAGAUGUACUGUCAGCUAAAGAUGUCACCAGCACCACGCCACAUGGUAGAGUGGACCGUUUACCAUCAGCCUUAUUUGGCAGUCGACAGACAUCAGUGAACCUUCAUCAAGUCAAGGGUGACGUCGGCACCAGACUGCUGAGCAUGGUCCGCGCCCGCCAGCAGGCCAGCGAGCGGCACGUGCAGCAGCUGCAGCUGCCUUCUGAGGACAGUGAGGAUGAAGUGAUGGCUGAGCUAUGCCCUCACGGCUGGACCCGUGAGACGGAGCGCAGCGUCUCCCGCUCCCGAGCCUCGCGGAUGUCCAGCAAGCGAGACAUGGACAUCCCGUCCCUGAUGGCGUUCACCGCAUCCGUUCCCUCCAAGUUACCCACUCACCUAGAGAUCCCAGCGUUCCAGCGUGCCAAAAGUCCCGCGCAGGAGGCGCCUCCCCGCUGGUCCAUCCGGCGCUCCCUGUGCCCCGUGUGUUCACAGAAGUGGAAGGAUAGGAGCUCUGUCAACAUCGUCAAGAGUUCCGGUCUCAAGAGGAACUUAUCAUCUGAGUUUUCAUCGGUUAUUGCGCCGGCGCGGCUCAGAACUUACGUCAGUAAAGAAUAUGUUCCGCGUUCAAACUUUGCAGCCGUUCACGAAGAAUCUGGAACAUUCCACAGUGCGGGCGCUGCGUGGCAGUUGUCGCGAGCGCGCAAGCUCCAUGCACCCAAUCUGGGUCCCCCGCCGGCGACCGAAGCCCCCGCUGCCGCUGCACCCCUCGCCAGGAAGGACCUGGAUGACAGGGUGCACAGGUUCUUGGCCAAUUUGCAGCAGGAUGAAAAAAUGAAAUGA
Plutella xylostella (diamondback moth) is the source of this 1135-nucleotide messenger RNA. RefSeq lists its product as uncharacterized. The record is from RefSeq and is a predicted model, not a curated record. NCBI's taxonomy places the organism in Eukaryota, Metazoa, Arthropoda, Insecta, Lepidoptera, Plutellidae.